AUGAAUAAAUUUGCAAACACUCUCAUUCUUUUCACGACCCUGGCAUGCCAAGCGCUCAGCUGCAACGGCCAGGGGAUGGUUCAUUCAUUCGACGCAAUCAUACCAUCAGCAAACCUGACAUGGACACAAUGUUUUGAUGACUUCACAUGCGCCAAACUGCAAGUACCCCUCGAUUACUCGAACAAAAGCACCGGAACCACGUCCAUCGCCUUUAUCAAACUGGCUGGCAAGAAUGCCACCGCCAGUUCACAAAGCAUCGUAGCCAUCCCGGGCGGCCCGGGCGGCUCAGGAAUCGAUCUUCUCUUGGGACUCCGCCAUACCGUAGGACAAAUGCUUGGAGAGCAGUACAACUAUGUGUCAUUCGAUCCUCGUGGUGUCAACAACAGCGGCCCCAAGCUGGACUGCUUCUCGGGGGACGCUGAAGCAAGAGCCACGUUCAAGCGGCUGCACUACUCGGGCGUGACCAACACGUCCUCUUCUUCGCUCCAAGAGCAAUACUAUUCCAGCUCCAUCUAUGGAGAGCGGUGUAACGAAGCUGUCGAGAACAACAGUCCACAUGGGUAUUAUGUGACCACCCCAGCCGUCGCUCACGACCUGCUCACAUUCGUCCAGGCCGAGGCUGAACUGGCCGGCAAGCCAACCCAAGACGCCAAGCUGUGGUCCUACGGUGGCAGUUACGGCACCGUCAUCGGCACUACUUUUGCCACCAUGUUUCCGGAUCGGAUCGGGAGAAUGAUACUCGACGGUGUCAUGGAUGCAGACCAGUACUAUGACAACACAUGGUGGGACAAUAUCGACCAAGCGGACGAGACCAUGGAAAGGUUCUCCGCCUCGUGUCACGCUGCAGGUCCCGACGCCUGCACGUUCUGGGGCCCAACCGCAGCCGACAUCACCACCAGAUUGGACGCCAUCAUCCAUCGGCUCCAGGACCAUCCCGUCCCGAUAGGCAGAGCCGGGGGCGCCGGCCUUCCGUCAAUCGUCAAUGUCACCUACUCUGACCUGAAGGCACUGCUCAUGCAGACCGUCUACAGCCCGUUGCAGUCAUUUCCAGUCCUGGCAGACGUUCUGCACGAGGUCGAGCGGGGCAACUUGUCUGCUCUUGUGGGCAUGUUUGACGACUAUAUAAGUUUUACAAACGACGCCGGUCGUGUGAUCCGCUGUGCCGACUCUCACCGCCGCAAUCGACUCGCCACGAUCGAAGGGUUCAAGGAUUACGCCAACCACUUGGUUUCCCAGAGCAAGUACGUCGGCGACAUUUUUGCCAUCUAUGUGGAUACAAUCUUGUGCAGAUCAAUGCAACCUCGGUUGCCCGACAGCAUGGUCAUCCAAGGUCCAAUCAAGCUGGACAAACCUACGUCUUUCCCUAUUUUAUUUACGAGCAACGUCGUCGACGGCUUGUCGCCCUUGAAAUCGGCACGCAAAGUAUCUUCUCGAUUUCCCGGAUCGGUGCUGCUGCUACAGGAAGCCGUUGGGCACGUCGUCCUUGAGCAAGGCGGUUCGAACUGUUAUUUUGGCCAUGUCCAGGCCUACCUCCAAGGUGUAGUGCCUCCGUCUAACGUCACAUGCCCGCGACAAUACGUACCUUUCGUGGGCGGCCUCGUGUGA
Messenger RNA from Pyricularia oryzae 70-15, 1605 nucleotides. RefSeq lists its product as uncharacterized. The record is from RefSeq and is a predicted model, not a curated record. The coding region runs from base 1 to 1605 and encodes 534 amino acids. Lineage: Eukaryota; Fungi; Ascomycota; Sordariomycetes; Magnaporthales; Pyriculariaceae. The transcript is spliced from 6 exons.